AUGAGCUCCAACACAAAUACCAUCUUGGUCCUCGGACGCUCCUACGCCGGUGUGGGAGCAGCACAUUACAUUCUCAAACAUGUCGUUUCUGCUCUACCGAACAAAGACGACUAUCGUGUUGCUCUCGUGAGCAGUUCCUCGCAUUUCUUCUGUCGACCGACUUCUGUACGUGUGCUCGUUUCCGAAAAUGCAUUCCCGCAAGAUAAACGACUUUUUGUGCCUUUAACCGAGGAGUUUGAGCAAUACACAAAUCCUUUCGUUACCCUGUACUAUGGAACGGUGGUCAAGCUUGAUCAUUUGACUCGUACAGUCAAGGUUAUCCCAGCGGAGACAGGCAAGGCUGAGAUAGAACUUGGGUAUUACGCUCUCGUCAUUGCGACUGGAGUAACGACUCAGUCUCCACUAAUGGGCCUAUCGGGUGGCCACCAGAACACGAUCGAUGCAUGGACUGCCUUCCGAGAAAAGCUCUCAACUGCCAAAAGCAUUUUUCUGAAUGGAAGUAGCGGUGGAAAGUCAAAAGUUGCCAUUACUCUCAUCACGAAAUCGAAGUUACUUCCGUAUCUCCCUCUUUCACUAUCUCAAAAGGCAGCAGGGCAGCUAUCUAAGCUCGGUGUUUCCGUUAUCAUAAACCGAGUGGUCGAGAAAGUGGUCUCGGUUGACACUGAUGCGGUGAAUGUUGCAGGUAAAAGUCUCGAGCGACUCACUGAUACAGUAACAGUGCACCUGAAUGAUAACCAGACAUUUCAAGCAGAACUGUACAUCCCAACGACAGGCGUUUCACCAAACACCAAUUUCUUGAAUCACGAACUUCUAGAUGAUGAAGGCUAUAUCGUUACAAACCUCUCGUCACUUCAGGUGGAAGGUGCCGGGUCUCGAGUCUAUGCCAUUGGCUAUGUGUGCAAUUCAAAUCCUCAUGCGAUUCACGCUAUCACAAAACAAGUCCCAGUGGUUGGAGAGAACUUGAAGCAAGACCUUUCGAUAGCAGAGAACCAGAUUGAGCCUAAGGUCACUCAGAUGGUGGUCAUUGGAAAGAAGGGCGUUGGAAUGUUUCUUGGAUGGAUGGUACCGAGUUUCUUCGUUUGGUUGAUCAAGGGAAUGUAUUACUGGCUUGAUAUGACUCCGCCGAUGCGGAAUGGGAAAGGAUAUGCGAAGCCUAUCUAA
Messenger RNA from Talaromyces marneffei, 1161 nucleotides. RefSeq lists its product as uncharacterized. The transcript has 2 exons. Gene Ontology annotation, cellular component: cytoplasm. The record is from RefSeq and is a predicted model, not a curated record. Gene Ontology annotation, molecular function: flavin adenine dinucleotide binding; electron-transferring-flavoprotein dehydrogenase activity. Lineage: Eukaryota; Fungi; Ascomycota; Eurotiomycetes; Eurotiales; Trichocomaceae. Bases 1 to 1161 code for a protein of 386 amino acids.